Molecule: messenger RNA, 4268 nt
Organism: Columba livia (rock pigeon)
Lineage: Eukaryota; Metazoa; Chordata; Aves; Columbiformes; Columbidae
Gene: CREB1
Product: cAMP responsive element binding protein 1
Exons: 8
Coding region: 244-1227 (327 amino acids)
Biological process (GO): regulation of transcription by RNA polymerase II
Cellular component (GO): ATF4-CREB1 transcription factor complex; nucleus
Molecular function (GO): DNA-binding transcription factor activity, RNA polymerase II-specific; cAMP response element binding; protein binding
Source: RefSeq, a predicted model, not a curated record
UUUUCCGUGAGCGCUCGGCGAUUUCCGUGCGGGCCGCGGCGCGCUCGGCGCUUGCUCCCUGGCUGGCGCUCCUCAGUCGGCCGCUGCCUGCCUGUCGCCGGGCUGGGAGCGCCUGUGUGUGUGAGUGACGCGGCGGAGGUGUAGUUUGACGCGGUGUGUUACGUGGGGGAGAGAAUAAAACUGCGGCGAGAUCCUAGGCGCGAACGAAAGCAGUGACGGAGCAGCCUGGUAACCGGUAACUAAAUGACCAUGGAAUCUGGAGCAGAGAACCAGCAGAGUGGAGAUGCAGCCGUUACAGAGGCAGAAACCCAACAGAUGACAGUACAGGCACAACCACAGAUUGCAACGUUAGCCCAGGUAUCUAUGCCAGCAGCUCACGCAACGUCUUCUGCGCCCACGGUGACCUUAGUUCAGCUGCCCAAUGGGCAGACGGUUCAAGUGCAUGGAGUAAUUCAGGCAGCCCAGCCAUCAGUUAUUCAGUCUCCACAGGUCCAGACAGUUCAGAUCUCCACUAUAGCAGAAAGCGAAGAUUCACAGGAAUCAGUAGACAGUGUCACAGACUCACAGAAACGACGAGAAAUUCUUUCCAGACGACCCUCCUACAGAAAAAUUUUGAAUGACUUGUCCUCAGACGCCCCAGGAGUGCCAAGGAUCGAAGAAGAAAAGUCUGAAGAGGAAACAGCAGCACCUGCCAUCGCCACUGUUACGGUGCCAACUCCCAUUUACCAAACCAGCAGUGGGCAGUACAUUGCUAUUACCCAAGGAGGAGCAAUACAGUUGUCUAACAAUGGCACAGAUGGAGUACAAGGUCUCCAGACGCUGACUAUGACCAACGCAGCUGCAACCCAACCUGGCACCACCAUUUUACAAUAUGCACAGACCACAGACGGGCAACAGAUACUCGUACCCAGCAACCAAGUUGUUGUACAAGCUGCCUCAGGAGACGUGCAGACCUACCAGAUCCGCACCGCCCCGACCAGCACCAUCGCACCCGGCGUCGUCAUGGCCUCCUCGCCAGCACUUCCCACCCAGCCGGCAGAAGAGGCCGCGCGGAAGAGAGAAGUGCGUCUAAUGAAGAACAGAGAGGCAGCACGUGAAUGUCGCAGGAAGAAAAAGGAGUAUGUGAAAUGUCUAGAAAAUCGAGUAGCUGUGCUUGAAAACCAAAACAAGACACUGAUUGAGGAAUUGAAAGCACUUAAGGACCUUUACUGCCACAAAUCAGAUUAAUUUUGGAUUCCCAUUUUCACUUGUCCGGGUGGGAUAGAGACUGGUUCUGGUUAUACCCAGAAAGACAAAGUAAACUUUUAAUUUUCUAAACAUUUCUUUUUUUCUAUGCGCAAAACUGCCUGAAGCAACUACAGAAUAUAUUUCAUCUGUGCUUUGCAUCAAACUGUGAAUGUUCAAGUACUUGCCUCCUCUUCUCCCCCUACAAGAUUAUUUUCAUCAUCAGUCUCAGCGUGAAGAAGAACAGACUUCUUUCUCAUCUCCCCAUCCUCUUCAAGGAGUUACAGUGGUCACUUGGGAAGUUACUGUGGGGAGGGUCCUUUUGUAAUGAUUUCAAGAUUUUGUGCUGAGCUCUUUCCAUUGCCUUAGAGACAGAGCCACCCCAGCCUCUUGGUCCAGAGAACUGUGGGCCACGUACGUGGAGCACGCGCGGUGCAAUGAAGAAGCAAUGGUUGCCAAAUUGGUUUCAGGUAUUCAUUAUGAACUGUAAAAAUACACGGCUAAGCAGCAUGCCAAAGGAAAGGCGCUUCACAGUCAUGUUCUUGGUGUGGAGAUCACGCACCUUUUCCGAACUAGCCCAGGAGGGCUUUUGUUUUGUAGUCUGUAUUAAGCCCUCCUGGACUAGUGAAAACUUCUCCAUCCCUCAGAAAUGAGCUUCACUGCUCAGUUGUUGCUGCUCAAAGCUUAUGUGUGCAAGUGUGUUCAACAUCCUGAAUGCACAAAAGGCAAACACGAGUUUGGUUAGGAAAUUAUAUUCGUGUGGGAAAAGAAUUCAGAAUUUUAGAAGUACAAUAGCGAUGUUUAAAAAACAGUCAUGUAAUAAGCAAGGGUAACACAUGAAAGCACUGCCUUUUGAUUUGCAGAACAACUAAGCAGUUGAAGCGCGGCCAGCUCCACAUACGUACUCACUGACGACAGUAUAGCCUGUGUCCCAGGUCCUCUCAAGCAAUGAGGUUAUUUCUGUUCCCCUACCACUGUCUCAAGUAAUGGAAAUUAUUGUACUCAAUGGAAAACACCAGCCUGGUUUGCUAGAUUCUUUUUCAAACUUUGAGGCUGCCUUCCAUGUGUAAAUUAAAUUGCAGUAUGACAACUGCCAGGACAACCUCAAAUAUUGAAGAGGACUUCAAACACAGAUAUUCCAACUUCUGCUUCGCAAGGGACAAUAUUAAUUAUUUGAAGCUGGCCAGGCUAGUUAAAUUCUUAAUUUAUUCAGAGGAUUUUUUCAUGUAAAGGAUCAGAUAUACCAAGUAAUUUAUUCCUGCAAGUAAAAUUACUCACAUGCCUCAGAUGUUUGCCACAUCAGGUUUCUUUGUACACACUGAGGAACCGUGAUCUUUCCCAGAUUGACAUUGUUUAAAAGGUAGUUCAUGUUCAAAAACAGCUCUGUACUAAGCAUUAGGACUCCAGAAGAAUCGUGCUCAAAAAGAACUUAAAAGAAUGUCAAGAAGUCGUCCAAAAGAAUGUGUCAAAAAGAAUCAUGUGCAGUUUGUUUCCUGGCCCUCUGAAGCAGUCUCUUGAUACACUAGCUCGGGUCAUUUGAUGGAGUGAGUUUACUUUGGCUUAUGGUCAAACUUUAUGUAUGAGAGACAUAUGAAUAAGAUUCUGGUCUGUACUAAUGUCUUGCCUAGCAAAGUAUUUGCUAAUAUUUUUUUCCCAUUCACUCUGUUUUUAAGAUGAACUUCAAACACAAGCUUCUGGAAGGUUACACAGUCAGUGUGAUGUUAGAAGAGAAGAAGAACAUUUGGAAGACUCUGGGCAGUUGAGUCUCAAACAGCUAAGCAGUAUUAAAAGUUCUAGUUUUCUCAUUUGAGAGGGCAUUCCGUUUCCAAGAGACUUUAAAAGGAGCAGGGUUAAACUCGUAGCAUUAUUGUUAAAUCUAGAGUUCUCAAUAAUGACGAAUUAUGUUUGUAUUUCAGGAAGAAAACAUAAGUAUCGGAAUUACGAAAGAAUUAAUUUUCACAAAUGUUGAGGGGGGUUUACAAAUUUUCUGUGUUUAUCUGCCAUAGAGAACUUUCAUGUUUUUAUUUAAUGGAAGAUGAAUUUAUUACUCUAGCAAUGCAAAUUUAAAGAAGACCCUAAAUUUCCAGCAAUGCUUUUAUAAAAAAUUCUCAGCUUCUUGAAGUCAGAGAACACAAUCUCAUACAACAGGUACCAGUUUUUCAGAACUAGUGCUGAAGUAGAAAUGUCGGUAACGCAGGAGUCAUUUCUUGUCAAACAUGAAGCUCAUAGUGGCUUAAUUUACACAGUUAUACACGGAAUGGUUCCUCCAGCUGAGAAACCCAGAAAAGGCUGGAUGUGCGACAUCAAGGCUGUUUCUUUUGUAGAACCAUCUGUGUGCAAAAACUUGAGGUUUUGCAGUGAACCUGACCCGAGAGCUGUUGCUGGUGGGUGAUGUGCAGCGUCCAGCACUUGCUGAUAGUCACUUGGUACAAAGCCUGGGAGCAGAAUGGACCAGGGAGCCUAACCGGGUACCUGGAUGGGGUUCUUCUAAUACAGGGUUGGUGCAAAUUUGUGUAGCAGUGAGAGGAGAACUGUGUUACCCGUUUGUCUGUGCGUGGGCUGGAGUGUUAUUAGCCUGGACCUCAUUAGCAAUUAACGUUUCACUAAGAAAAAGAACGUUAAGUUUUAUAGUACGGACGGAUCUGCAGGAAUCUUCAUUAUGCUGCACUGAGGAUUUAGGGACUUGGAUUUCUUUAAUGGAAAUUUUAAAUGACAAGAAUAAAAUAUGUAUUAGACCAAGUACAGGGCUGGCUGCGGUUACCCAUACAUGCUUUAUUAUUCAUAUUAACCCAGGAAGGGAAAGAAUAUGACACAGGAAUCCAUUCAUAUGUUAUCUACCAAGUAAUGAGGUUGGGGUAAUCAGCUUCUAUAAACUAAGGCCAUUUAGAAGUAGGACAGAUAUGCUGGCAGGGGAGAAGGAGGGUUAGUUUUAUAUCUCACGAUGGUGAGUUUUCAAGAACCGAUAGCCUGUUUACCUGAAGAGAGGGUUAGAAAGGGCUAGAUUCAUUAUGUUCAUAAUAAACAAGAAUUGAUUUGAAAUAUAA